CCUCCCCUCUGCCUUGCAGCGUCUCUGCCCUUCAUCAUCCUGACGCUGGUGAACUCCCCGUACAAACGGGGCUUCUACUGCAACGACGACUCCAUCCGCUACCCCUACAAGGCGGACACCAUCACCCACGGCCUCAUGGCCGGGGUCACCAUCACUUGCCCCGUCGUCAUCCUCUCAUCAGGGGAGGCGUACCUGGUCUACACAGAGCGCCUCUACUCCAAGUCGGAGUUCAACAACUACCUGGCUGCCCUCUACAAGGUGGUGGGGACCUUCCUCUUUGGAGGGGCCAUCAGCCAGUCCCUCACUGACCUGGCCAAAUACAUGAUCGGGCGCCUCCGGCCCAACUUCCUGGCUGUCUGCAAUCCCGACUGGUCCAAGGUGAACUGCUCCAUCUACGUGCAGCUGGAAAACGUCUGCCAGGGGGAGAGCAGGAACGUCACCGAGUCCAGACUCUCCUUCUACUCUGGCCACUCCUCCUUUGGGAUGUACUGCAUGAUGUUCCUGGCGGUAA
Messenger RNA from Nestor notabilis (Kea), 511 nucleotides. It is a transcript of the gene PLPP2, whose product is annotated as phosphatidic acid phosphatase type 2C. Lineage: Eukaryota; Metazoa; Chordata; Aves; Psittaciformes; Psittacidae. Gene Ontology annotation, molecular function: phosphatidate phosphatase activity. Gene Ontology annotation, biological process: signal transduction; phospholipid dephosphorylation; phospholipid metabolic process. The record is from RefSeq and is a predicted model, not a curated record.